CCAUGAUCACCAUUCAUCAUCAUCAGCUAGCUGCUUUGAUUCCGACCGCUGUUUCCUAUCCUUUUUCAUUCCCACCCGCCCAUCCCUUCAAAAUUCGCUGCGUGUCCCUCUCUCUCCCUGCGCUCGUGCUCCGCCCAGGCCCCUUUCCUCCACCGCGGGCGCAAACCCUAACCCUACAGCCGCUCGCCCCGCGGCGCCUGCCAAUGGCGCGCCCCGUGUGAGUGUGUGUGAGAGGCAGAGACCUAGAGGCCGCUACCCGGGGAGGAGAGGGAGGGAGAGGGAGAGGCUGAUAGAUGUAUAAGCAGGGGGGAGCGGGGGUAGGGGCUGGUCUGGACCGGAAACGGAUCAGCGACGCGCUAGACAAGCACCUUGAGAAGGCGGUCGCAUCGCCGUCCACAUCGAGGGGGUCAGCGGGCGGCGGCGGUGUGCGCGACCACCACCGCCUCGUCGUGCCGUCCUCCGUGUCGUCCAUCCCCAAGGGCCGCUGCUCCGAAGGGGAGUCUGAUUCUGAUAGUGAAGCAUCAGAUGUUAGUGGCUCUGAUGGAGAAGACACCUCGUGGAUUUCAUGGUAUUGCAACUUAAGAGGGAAUGAGUUCUUCUGUGAAGUCGAUGAUGACUACAUUCAAGACGACUUCAACCUUUGUGGCCUCAGCAGCCAAGUUCCUUAUUAUGAUUAUGCUCUUGAUCUCAUUUUAGAUAUUGAAUCAUCUCAUGGUGAUAUGUUCACUGAGGAACAAAAUGAGCUCGUAGAAUCAGCUGCAGAGAUGCUUUAUGGGCUGAUCCAUGCACGAUACAUUCUGACCAGUAAAGGGCUGGCUGCAAUGCUGGAGAAGUAUAGGAACUAUGACUUCGGGCGGUGCCCGCGUGUUUACUGCUGUGGUCAACCAUGCCUGCCGGUUGGACAAUCAGAUAUUCAUCGAUCUAGUACCGUGAAAAUAUACUGCCCCAAGUGUGAAGACAUCUACUACCCACGGUCCAAGUACCAAGACAUCGAUGGCGCAUAUUUUGGGACAACGUUCCCUCACCUGUUCCUGAUGACAUACGAGCACCUCAAGCUACAGAAGCCCUUGCAGCGCUAUGUUCCUCGUGUCUUUGGCUUCAAGCUCCACAAGCCAUGAGCCUCAUGUAUUUGGCUUUUAAGCUCUACAGGAUGUGGCUCACUGGGGGAAAACCCAGAGUUUUGCGAGAUCAAGGUCCUUGAAGACUACAUAUAAGAGCGCCAUUGGCUACAUAUAAAAGCGCUAUUGACAGAUCAGUGGAUUGAUAAAACUCCACCAUGCAGCGGAGCGCUUUUACCUUACCUGGCUGGCACCUACCAACAUUUGAAUGUAGCUCUAAGGAUAACGAUGUUGUUGUAACCUAACUGUAAUUGUUUUUUUGAUUAGUAAACCAGGACCCCGUACGAUGUAGAGUAUGGGCAUUAUUUAUGGCUUAUGCAAAAAAAAUCGUUAUGCUGUCCCAGGCUCCCAGCAACCCUUUACCUGUUUUUUUAGAUCCUUUACCUGCUUGGUUCUCGUAAGAUGGCCUUUGAAUUUGAUAACAAAAUUCUAUAUUGAA
This is a messenger RNA of Zea mays, 1557 nucleotides long. Its product is annotated as casein kinase II subunit beta-4. The record is from RefSeq and is a predicted model, not a curated record. Gene Ontology annotation, molecular function: protein kinase regulator activity. The coding region runs from base 294 to 1118 and encodes 274 amino acids. NCBI's taxonomy places the organism in Eukaryota, Viridiplantae, Streptophyta, Magnoliopsida, Poales, Poaceae. Gene Ontology annotation, cellular component: protein kinase CK2 complex; cytoplasm. The transcript is spliced from 5 exons.